Aethina tumida (small hive beetle) is the source of this 666-nucleotide messenger RNA. Its product is annotated as regulatory protein ada. Gene Ontology annotation, biological process: DNA repair. The transcript has a single exon. Lineage: Eukaryota; Metazoa; Arthropoda; Insecta; Coleoptera; Nitidulidae. The record is from RefSeq and is a predicted model, not a curated record. Gene Ontology annotation, molecular function: methylated-DNA-[protein]-cysteine S-methyltransferase activity. Bases 44 to 577 code for a protein of 177 amino acids.
AAAUCCGAUCAACAAAGGUAAAAAAACGUUAAAAGCAGUCGACAUGUCCGGUGACCAUAUUAAGUCUCUUUCGCCAGAAGAAUUCAAAAAAUUAACCGAUUUUAAAAUCGUGUAUGGCACUGUCGAUACUCCUUUUGGUAAAUGUUUGAUUGGUCUUAACCAAAAUCGUGUUUGUUUCUCUGCAUUCUAUGAUGGAAAGGCUCCUGUGGCGGACAUAUCCAAACUGUUCCCAAAUGCAGAACUGGAAGAAAACAAUGAAGAAGUGACUAAAGUUGCUGGUAAAUCAUUUGAUCCUGAGAAUAAGGUUGAUGUGUUGCUGAAGGGAACUGAUUUUGAAGUAAAUGUCUGGAAACAGCUUACUAAUUUGAAGAAAGGCUCUACAUACAGCUAUGAGCAUGUUGCGAAGGCUCUAAAUAACCCAAAAGCUAUCAGGGCAGUUGCUCGAGCAGUUGCUAAAAAUAAUGUGUCCUAUCUAAUACCAUGUCACAGAGUAAUCAGUAAGUCUGGUGGACUUAGCAAGUAUAAAUGGGGAGCUGAAAGGAAAUUAAAAAUUCUAAAACAUGAAAAUGCUAUAUAAAGUUUAUUAAAAAUUCAUCCACUUUUAUUUAUUAUAUUGUUAUGUAAAAUGUUUAAAAUAUGUGUGUAAAUGAAAUAUAAUAAAAAAUA